Molecule: messenger RNA, 7569 nt
Organism: Mytilus trossulus (common blue mussel)
Lineage: Eukaryota; Metazoa; Mollusca; Bivalvia; Mytilida; Mytilidae
Product: ATP-dependent translocase ABCB1-like
Exons: 31
Coding region: 330-4505 (1391 amino acids)
Biological process (GO): transmembrane transport
Cellular component (GO): plasma membrane
Molecular function (GO): ATP hydrolysis activity; ATP binding; ABC-type transporter activity
Source: RefSeq, a predicted model, not a curated record
CUUGUGUCAUUUACUGGGACGAUCUGAAAAAAGUCAGUCAUUGUCAUGUGAGAAUGCUUUUUUAAUUUUUAUUUAUUGUGUGAAUUGCAGUAGACUCGUAUGAUAUUUUUAUUGCUUCAACAAGUUCAGGUACACGUGGAUAUAGAAAUUAUUCAUUUGAAAUUUCGCGUGGUAUUUCUCUGCUUAAUUUUUUUUCACCUGACCCGGAUGUGACGUACGUCAACAACUGGAGGGAGAUAUAAAGGUCGGAUUCCACGGAUAGCUAAUUUGGAUUUAGCCAAACAUAUCAAAACCAUAUAUGCUUUUGUUGAAAACUAGAGUGAAGAGUUAUGCCUGAACCAGAAUUAUUAGGAUAUAAGCCUACAGCUACAGAAGCUGGACAAGGUCAACUGCUCAAUGGAGCAGACUGGCAUCCACCAGGAGGAAAUGGUCAGUUACAACAGAAUGGUGCUAAUGGGAUACCAGUGAAGAAAAAAGAGUUUCUCUCAGAUCCAGAUAUUGAUACAAGACCAGUAUCCACUGCAGAUCCAGACAAAGUGAACUUUAAGAAUGGACGAGUGUCUCCUACAGAUAAAAGUGACAAAGAUGAAAAAGAUAAAGACAAAGAUAAAGAGAAGAAAGAACCAGAAAAAAUGGUCGGCUUCUUUGAAGUGUUUAAAUUCUCCACAUGUGUAGACAAGCUACUUAUGAUUUUUGGUUCCAUCUUUGCCUUGGCCCACGGAGCAGCCUUACCAGCUAUGAUUAUUGUGUUUGGAGACAUGACAGAUCUGUUUGUAGAAUCAGGGAUGUUUGAACAAUUAAUGAACGAUAUUAGAAGUUAUUUACCUACACUUGGAUAUACAUACGACCAAGUCUACGACAAUCCUUUAUUACUGGAUAAUAACCGCACAGCAAUUCAAGCACAAGUGAACUAUACUAUUGACUGGAAUUGGCUUAAAGUCCAAGAUGAACUCCUGGAUCAAAUGAAAACAUUUGCAUUAUAUUACAUAGCCAUAGCUGGUGGUGUAAUGGUAUGUGGGUAUGUCCAGGUCAGUUUUUGGGCCGUUGCAUCAGAGAGACAAGCACACAGAAUAAGGGACAUGUUUCUACGGAAUGUACUGAGACAAGAGAUUGGAUGGUUUGAUACCCAUGAGACAGGAGAACUUAACACUCGUUUAUCAGAUGACAUCAAUAAGAUUCACGAAGGUAUUGGUGACAAGAUGGGUUCCUGCCUACAGUGGACCUCUGGUUUCCUGACUGGAUUUAUCAUUGGAUUUAUAUAUGGGUGGAAACUUACCUUGGUUAUACUGGCCAUCAGUCCUUUAUUAGCUGUUACAGGAUUUGUAAUGAAUAAGCUUGUAGCAGACAUGUCUUCUAAAGAAUCUGAAGCUUAUGCUAAAGCAGGGGCGGUAGCAGAGGAAGUAUUUAGUUCUAUUAGAACAGUGGUCAGUUUUGGUGGACAGCAAAAGGAAUGCCAAAGGUACAAUUCCCACCUACAGAAUGCCAAAGAUGUUGGUAUUAAGAAGGGUUAUACUAAUGGCUUUUCUGUGGGAUUAGUAUAUGUUGUUAUGUUUGGAGCCUAUGCUCUUGGGUUUUGGUAUGGAGCCAAACUAGUUAGAGAGGAAUCUGAUACCUACACUAUUGGAAAAGUUUUGAUUAUCUUUUUCUCUGUUUUGAUUGGUGCAUGGUCCAUUGGUAAUGUUGCUCCACCACUUCAAUCAUUGGCAUCAGCCAGGGGAGCAGCUUUUGUUGUCUUUGACAUCAUUAAAUUGGUUCCAGAGAUUGACAGCUAUUCUGAAGUAGGAUCAAAGCCUGACAAGGUGACAGGAAAUAUACAGUUCAGGAAUGUUAAAUUUACCUAUCCUGCCAGGAAGGAAGUACAGGUUUUGAAGGGUGUGGACCUUACUGUACAACCUGGUCAGACAGUGGCCCUGGUAGGAUCAAGUGGGUGUGGUAAAAGCACCUGUGUACAGUUAAUGACCAGAUUUUACGACCCAGAAGGAGGAACUAUUACUCUGGAUGGAAAGAAUCUAAAGGACUUGAACGUGAAAUGGUUGAGAGAACAUAUUGGUAUUGUCAGCCAGGAACCAAUCUUGUUUGCCAUGUCAAUCAAAGAUAAUAUAAAAAUGGGACGGAAUAAUGUUACUGAUGAUGAAGUCAUUGCAGCCACUAAAAUGGCUAAUGCUUACAACUUUAUAAUGGAUCUCCCUGAAAAAUUUGACACAUUAGUUGGAGAGAGAGGAGCCCAGCUUAGUGGAGGACAGAAACAAAGAGUGGCCAUUGCUAGAGCACUUGUACGGGAUCCAAAAAUACUUCUUCUUGAUGAAGCUACUUCAGCCCUAGACACAGAAAGUGAGUCCAUAGUACAGGAAGCUUUAGACAAAGCUAGAGCAGGUAGAACAACAUUAGUUAUUGCUCAUAGACUUUCCACCAUCAAGAAUGCUGAUAUUAUUGCUGGCUUUAAGGAGGGUGUGAUUGUAGAACAAGGAACUCACGAUCAACUGAUGGCUAGGAGUGGAGUUUAUAACUCACUGGUGACACUACAGACAAAGAAAGUAGAUGUGGAAGUUGAGGCAGAAGAGGAAGAAUUAAUAAAGGAAUACACUGAAGGAAUUAAAGAUACAGACAAGAAGAAAUUACACCGUGGAAUGUCUACUUUAUCAGAUGGCAAAUCUGCAGCUCUAGAGAAACAAGAAUCUGUGACUGAUAAAAAGAAAAAGAAGAAAGGAAAGAAGGGAGAAGAGGAAGAAAAGGAAAAGAAACCUGAUGUAGGAUUUGGUCGAAUUAUUCGUUAUAACGCUCCUGAAUGGCCAUAUAUUUUGAUUGGCUGUAUUGCUGCAUGUAUAAAUGGUGGAGUCCAGCCAGCAUUUGCUGUCAUCUUUGCUGAAUUGAUCGGAGUUUUUGCAGAACAAGAUGCAGACAAACAGGAAAAAGAAGUUCUGAUGUAUUGUUUGAUAUUACUUGGUAUUGGUGUAGCAGGUUUCAUAGGAUUCUUUUUACAGGGUGCCAUGUUUGGUAGAUCUGGAGAAAACUUAACCAUGAGGAUCAGACAGAAUACAUUCAGGGCAAUGAUUAGACAGGAUAUAUCCUGGUAUGAUGAUCAUAAGAAUGCUACUGGAGCUCUUACUACAAGACUGGCAGUCGAUGCUUCUCAAGUACAAGGGGCUGCUGGUGCCAGACUCGGUAGCUUGGUACAAAACAUUGCCAAUAUGGGAACAGCUCUGGUUAUUUCCUUUAUUUAUGGAUGGCAACUUACUCUUGUUAUCAUUGCAUUCUUGCCUGCCAUUGCUGUGGGUGGAGCUUUACAGAUGAAAAUAUUAAAUGGCGUUGCUGGGCAAAAUAAAGAAGCAUUGGAGGAAGCAGGCAAAGUUGCUACAGAAGGUGUAGAAAAUAUACGAACCGUUGCAUCAUUGACAAGGGAAGACAGGAUACAUGAUAUGUAUCUAGAAAGUCUGAGGGGACCAUAUAAAGCUGCUCUAAAGAAAGCACAUGUGGCGGGAUUUGCUUUCUCCUUCUCACAAUCUGUUAUAUUCUUUGCCUAUGCUGGAGCUUUCUUUUUUGGAGCGUACAUGAUCAAAGAAAGGGAAAUGGACUUUGUUGAUGUUUUUAAGGUAUUUUCUGCUAUUGUGUUUGGAGCUAUGGCUUUAGGCCAGGCCAGUGCAUUUGCACCAGAUGCAGCUAAAGCCCAGGCCUCAUCAGAAGUUAUCUUCCCUUUGUUGGAUACCACACCAACCAUUGAUGCUGAGUCUGAAAAAGGAGAAAAACCACAUGCUGAAACAGUAACCAGUACUGUCACAUUUAGAGAUUGCAAGUUCAGAUACCCUACUCGUCCAGAUGUUGAGGUUCUCCAGGGGCUCACUUUAACGGUAGAUCCAGGACAGACAUUGGCACUAGUUGGGACCAGUGGAUGUGGAAAGUCAACCACAGUUGCCCUGAUUGAAAGAUUUUAUGACGUAGAGGCAGGAUCUGUGUUGCUUGAUAAGUAUAACGUUAAAGAUCUGAAUGUUCCAUGGUUACGAUCCCAGAUAGGAAUUGUAUCCCAGGAACCCAUAUUGUUUGACUGUAGUAUCAGAGACAAUAUUGCUUAUGGUGACAACAGCCGAACACCAAGUAUGGACGAGAUAAUCAAAGCUGCUAGGAACGCUAACAUCCAUGAAUUUAUAUCAUCUUUACCAGAUGGCUAUGACACUAAUGUUGGUGACAAGGGGACACAACUGAGUGGUGGACAGAAACAGCGUGUAGCUAUUGCCAGAGCCUUGUUACGUAAUCCCAGGAUCUUACUCUUAGAUGAGGCUACAUCUGCUCUAGAUACAGAAAGUGAAAAGAUUGUUCAAGAAGCAUUAGACAAGGCCAGAGCUGGCAGAACAUGUAUUGUUAUUGCCCAUAGAUUAUCAACCAUACAGAAUGCUGACAAGAUUUGUGUGAUCAGACAUGGUACUGUCAGUGAAGAAGGAAAACACAAUGAUCUUAUGGCCAAACAGGGAAUUUAUUACAAGUUGAACAUGGCACAGAAACGACAGAAAUAAACCAUCUUACUUUAUCACUUAUUUAUGAAAAUUUGUGAUUAUUUUUAACUAACAAGGAAAUAUUUUCCUUAUCUGUACAUUGUAAUGAUUGUAAUGCAAUAUAGUGAUCAAACCAGGAGCUGUGAAGUAGAAAAUGAAAAACUAAGUUGAAGGUUUUUAUUGUAUUUUAUCAUGUCAUGCAUGUGAAAGAGAAGUAAAUAGAUAGUUUUGAAAUGUACUGUGUAUUGUAAGUGCUAAACAAGGUUUAUAUUUCUUCAAUCAAAUCUUUCAAAAGACCAAAAAAACAUUAAAUAUAAUGUUCUGAAAGCACUAGUUGUGUUUCAGCAUUUCUACCUCAGAGAAACAAUGUUUGUUUCUUAUAUAAAUUUGUGUUUACUUAUACCCAUUUCAAUAAAAACUAACUGAAUUCAUAAUGAAGACACUUAGAUAUCCACCUAUGGGAUUAAACUGUUAUCCUCAGAGUGGACACAAUAACAAAUACCCACCUAUGGGAUUAAACUGUUACCCUCAGAGUAGACACAAUAACAGGUACCCAGUAGAUGUACACCAUUUAGACACUUUUAUUGUGAGAAAACAUAGUAAACAUUUGUUGGAUUUAGUGCUUGUUGUAAUGGAACAAACUGUGUAUAUUUUGUUGAAUUAAUAUUUAUGUUAUAAUCAAAAGAAAUCCUCAUUGUUUUUGUAUAUUAACUGUGUUUGUUAAAUUUCAUAUAAAACCGGUAAAAGUCUUGUGAUAUUUAUCUUGUGUAUUAGUUUUCAACUUAUGUUUUAGCAACCUGAAUUUUCUGGAAUCUCAAAAAAUCUUAAACAACUCACUACUAUUUUUACAAGUUUAUUUAUUUCAUACUUAUGGUAGAGAAAUUUUAGAAGUCUUUAUGCUGAAGUCAAAAACUAGGUGCAGUAGUAAUUGGAACAUAGACUAGGUGCAGUAGUAAUUGGAACAUAAACACUAGUUGUGAUUAUCAUUCUGACAAGGCUUACACAAUAGUGAAGAGUUCAGUAUGAUGAGUGUUUCUUUCUGAUCUGCCUUCUGCAUAUUAAUCAUCUGUUGCUCACUACAGUUUUACAUUCAGCACUUGCCUUCUUUUCAAAAUCGUAUAGACAUUGUAAAGGUCGUUGAAGCUAGAGACAUUCAUUAUAUUCAUUAUUUGUUGUUUUCAUAAGGACUUUAUAUACUUAUAUAUUUAUUCCAGAAAACUUUGAUUGCUAGGUUUUAUUGAGGGCUAUGGAAUCUCAAUCUUAUUUGACUUUCUAUAUUUGGUAUUAUUAACAUUUUAGUAUAUAUACCUAUAUCAUGACAUACAUAUAUCUACAUUAUCUAACGGGUUUAGUUUUACACAUUUAUGUUUUUUGUUAGUGUAGAUUGUAUAUUCCUUUUUCUUUAUGUAUACAGUACCUGAUUCAAGGUAGUACUAGAGUAUAUUUUUUAGUUGGUAACCUUCAAUAGACUGAGUUUUAUUUACCUAAAUUUUUAAAUCUAAAUAAUAGCAUUUUUAUUGCUUCAUUUGGUUUGUUCAAAAUUGUUUUAUAAAAAUAUUUGUAUAAUUAUAGAUUAUCGUUGAUUAUAGUAAGGCAAAAGCGAAAAAACAAUUGAGUUGAGAUGACCAAUGAUAAUUUAUUUAUCACAAUUUUACCUAUGACGACAUUUUAAAUUUCAUGUCAAUUUCAUUAGAAAUGCCACAUGCCUUAGUUUCUAGCGAUCAUUUUCCAUCUCAAGCUGAAAAUUAACACCAAAAAAAAUCAAAGGAAAAAUGAACAAAACAGCGAUAAUGGGAGACAAUUUUUUUAACUUGUAUAAAAAGAUCUUUUAUAAAAUUCCAUCUUUCUUGUUAACAAAAAGAGCAUUUACAUCAUCGGUUUUGUUUUCUGAGAAAACUUUUCUGCCUCAUUUAAUGAAACAUCUUUAUUGUUAUGAUUAUUUGGUUCUUAUUUGUAGAAUUACUAUGAUUUUUUCCCAUGCUAUUACUUUAAAACAUUACAGAAUUUAUAUUGACCAUAUCAUAGAUCAUAUCAAGGUUUUUUAACUGUUGACUUUUAAAUGAGAAAAUGUGUUAAUCUUUUCAGAGCUUUCAGUUUAUGGUUUAUUAUAUCUACCCAAAAAGUAACAAGACAUAAAAUACAUAUCAGUUUGGACAGAUACAUUUUUAAUCAAAUGGAGGUUACACGAGAUGAAAUGUGUCUGAAAAUAGGAAACAUUGUUAAUAUCUGGGAACAGCUCAUCCUAAUGUCAUAAUGUAUAAUUUUCUAUUGUACUUUUAAAAUCAUUGUUUUAUUGUCAUCAUAUUGUGAUGUGUUUAACCAACAUUUUGUUUAGAGAUGUUAUCAAUGAAAUUCUAUGCUUGUCUAACUCAAGGUUGGAAAAGUAAACUAUUGAUUCCAUCUUAUGGAACAAGAUUGAACGUGAAAGUUAUUAUGUUCAAAAGACCAUUGAAUUAUGAGGGCCCUCAUUGGGUUUUUGAUUAUGUGAUUACUUGGCCGUUUUUUUAAUGAUUAUUUGAUUAUUAAGCCAAAUAUUUCCUGAUUAUUUGAUUACCUAGGACUGUAUUUUUAGUUUAUGAUUAUUUGAUUACUAAAGAUAAGCAAAUAUUUAAUGAUUAUGUGAUUAUAUUGGCAAAAAAAUGGUGAUUAUGUGAUUACUAGGACCCCCAUGAGGGGCCUCAAUUAUUAGUUUUAGGACAUCACUAGGAUAUACAUAAUUUGAAUGAAUCUGUCAGAACAGGCUUUUUUCAUGUUUGAAGCUGGUUUAUAUUUUAAUUUCAAAGAUAAUUUAUUUAAAAAAUUUGGUCUUUAAUUUUAUUUAGUGUUGUUUGUGUGCAGUAAUUUGAAAAAACCCAGCUUUUAUCAAACAAUCUGAGACAAUUAACAUCUCUAUUGUGUUCUAUUGAUUUUAUUGUACACAGAAGUAUUUUAUAAGAUUAACAGGGUAUAUUUUUGACAGACAAUCAUUUGACCAGUGUCUGACCAGCCCAGGGACAGUGACUGUGUGCUAUAAUGACCAGUUUGUAUAUUAUAUAAUGAGAGCAUGUUUUAAAUGUUGCUUUUUUAAAUAAAUGUAUUAAUUGUU